AUGGUGAGCUACUACGAUAUGCUGGAAAUCCCCGAGGACGCGAGCAUGGACGACAUCAAGCGCGCCUACCGCAGACUAGCCCUUAAGUACCACCCAGACAAAGCGGGUCCAGGAAGCGAGGCGAAGUUCAAGGAAAUCAACACCGCCUACCAGAUCCUCUCAGAUCCAGAGAAGAAGGCCAUCUACGACAAGUACGGCGAAGCGGGUUUGACCGCAGUCGACAAUCCGGUGGCAAAUUAUGCCAUCCCUGCACUGGGUGCACUGAUGGUGGGCAUGAUCGUCUACGUCCUGCUCCUUAUUUGUGUGAUCAUGGUGAUCAUCUUCCUCGCCUUUUUGGCUGCCUACGUGGACGGCCACCUCAAUUCGUGGAACUACGUAAAAGUCUUCUCGCCGCUCUUUGUCUUGGACGUUUUCAUUGGUCUCGCCGCGUUGCUCAUGUUGCCCAUCGUCUUUUGCAUGCUGCACCGCCUCGACCUAGGCUGCUUCCUCCUGUGCUGUCUGUGUCUUGUCCUCUUGGACAUCCUCAUCCCCAUCUGCAAGGACAAAAAUGAGAAACGUGCCGCCGAGGGUCGCACCGACUUCCUCAAGUGGCGCGUGUGGCUCAUCCCAGGAUACUUCUUCUGCCUGUUCCUACUCAUUGGAGUCGUGACCGCGACGCUGCCGAUUCGGCGGCGUCGCUGGAAGGCAAAGGCAUUUGGUCUCUACCACCUCGCGCGCUACCUGCCGAUCGGCUUCGUGCUCUGCAUGAUUGAGGUGGCUGCUGUAGUGGUGUUUUUCGCCCUUGUGGCCUGUCGUGCAGAUGAAAUCAUCACGACGAAUUGGUUUGUCUGCAUCGGUCUUCCCAUCUUUGUCUGUGGUGGCCUUUUCCUCAUUGACAGCUUCCUGCGCCUGCUGCUGGGCAACAUCGUGUUCCGGCCAACAAAUGAGGCGACCAGCAGCAAAGAGGCAGUGACGCGACUGAGGCCCUGCGCACGCCAAGCGACGCCCACGGCCACACUCCCGAAGAACACCGGCGGCAACGAGAAUGCGGGGAGCGGUGCGGAGAAUCAUUUCACACCGGAGUCAGUGAACGGCCGCCGCGCUGCGGGGCACCAACCCCGGCGGCGCUGCCGCAGCGAGACGCACACAGAAAAUCCGGAAACCGAUAGAAACUCGAAUCACGACGGCAGCGGCAGCGGUUCUUUCGCCGCUGCCGCCGAUGACGAUGAGAACGCCGGCCCGCGCAACAAGAACGGCACGCACGGUCCGGAGACCUCCACCUGCCACGCCCGCGGCCGCAUCCUGCGCGAGACGAUCAUGCUCAUCCUUCUCGUCGGACUCGUGUUCGCGACGAUUGCCAUGGUGUGUGUGCGUUUAAAUCAUUACUUCAACACCCGCACAUACGACGGCGUCCCACCCUCGCCAAGGCGCUUGUUCCCCUGUACAUCCUUGUUGGCCUCUUCCUUCUCCUUCUCAUCGCGAUGCUAG
This is a messenger RNA of Bactrocera neohumeralis, 1467 nucleotides long. RefSeq lists its product as uncharacterized. Lineage: Eukaryota; Metazoa; Arthropoda; Insecta; Diptera; Tephritidae. Bases 1 to 1467 code for a protein of 488 amino acids. The record is from RefSeq and is a predicted model, not a curated record. The transcript has a single exon.